AACAAAAUCCACAUAGUGGGAAUUAUGUUUACUAUGAUUUUAUAUCAUUUAACUUCAUCAGCCUGCUGUUCUCGUAGCAACAUAAAUAUGUUUGAAUAUUAUCAGGAUUUGAGGAGUGUGAAUCUGCAUUCUGGACAUAUUAAGGAACAUUUUCUGCAAGGAGGCAUAAAAUGUUUGACCUAUUUUUCUUGUAUUAUUUGAACUUUGAAGUGAUGAAUAUAUUAAGAUUCCAGCAUGAAGUCCUAAUAUUAUAUCAGAUUCAGUUACUAACAGUUACAUCAGCUCUAGAAAGGCAGCCUUCAUGUUUGUUACAUGCUACACCUUCCAUCUUGUUUUUUAAAUGCAUAAUUGUUUUUAACUUGCUACUCGGAAACCUUAAACUUAUAUAUCCUAGUAAACUGCUAGAUGCUGAGUUCUCAUGAUCAGCCAACUUGGAACUUUCUGUACUGUUUAUUGUAAAUAGCAAUUAAUAUAUCUUGCUAUGAGAACUUAAACCUUAUCUCACUAGUCCUUGAACUAGUUACCCAGUCAAUUUUAAAAUUUUAGCAACACGGAAUGGAGGCUGGUUUAUUAGAGGAUCAUUUUACUGAAAGGGAAUAAAUCUCAUUUCAAGUUUUCAUUUAUAAGGCUAAGACAAAUUCUUAGUUUGUGCAGCUUGUAUAUUGUUAAGGUUUUCAUCUAAGGUCUAAUGUAAAUUCUAGCUUUAGGUUAAUGAUAGGAAAAGUGUUAUACUGUGGGCAAAGUCUCUCUUUUGCUUCCUUUAUUGCUAAUUGUUUGUUUUAGAUUAUGAUAGAGAGCCUAGGUAAGAGGAGUUCCAUAACAAUCCUUAAUUUAGUGCAGGUAGCAUUGAGAAGACUACUUGGCGAGGACAAAAGGGUGAAAUUUGUGGUUUUGAGGGCCUUGUUGAGACAGUGUGAAAGGUUCUUUCGGAUGGAUCCUCUGCCAGGACGCAAUGCACUGGUGCCAUCCCAUCCAGGAGAGAAAGCUGUGAAUUACCCUGCACGUCCAGUUGACACCACUACAGAUUUUGCAAGAACAACCAGCAUGCAACCUUCUCAACCGGUGUCAUCGGGAAAUGCUGUUCCUAGGAGUGUAGCAGCUGCAUCUGUGGUGGCUCCUAGGCAAGUUCCUCGACCAAUGCCUAUGGUUGGAAUGCAAAGGAUGCCAGGUGCAGCUAUGGCAGCUUUUAAUAUUGCAUCCCAAGCUGGCAUGGGUGGUGUAAAUCCCGGUAAUAUUCCUAUGCAAAGGGGUGCGGCAGCUCAGGCUCAACAACAGCAGUUAAGAAGGAAAGAUCCAGGAAUGGGAUUGCAAAAUACAGGGUAUCCUCGGCAGAAGAGGCGCUUUUGAUAAUCAAGCUGCAGGUAGGUGAUAUUUUCCCUACAGCUUCUCAGGGUUUUAGCUUUGGACAUAUUGGAAGUUCUGACAGUUAUGGAAUGGGCGUAUGCGAUGGAACACUCCUAUCAAAGUCUCUACUCUGUGAUAAAAAUGAGAUGAGCAAAAAAGAACCAGAGAUUCUUCCCUUCUGUAUAUAAUAUAGUUGAAAACUGCACUGUUGUAUCAACAUUGGUGUGCAAACUGUGUAACAUGGGGGUUGCCCAAAGUGCGUUUAUGACACUAGAAUUUACACGAGCAGGUAAGUGCUGUCGUUUUUGGAUUAUUGCUGCCUAGUGCCUACAGUUUUUCAUUUCAAGCAGUUUUGAGUUGCAGUCUUCUGUU
This is a messenger RNA of Phoenix dactylifera (date palm), 1716 nucleotides long. The record is from RefSeq and is a predicted model, not a curated record. NCBI's taxonomy places the organism in Eukaryota, Viridiplantae, Streptophyta, Magnoliopsida, Arecales, Arecaceae.